UAAAUGUCCUGACCAAAGAUUGUCCAGUUUCAUCGGUGGUUAGAGUUCCAAACGACGCCCUGUAGGACGUUAGAAAAGGUAGUGGUAGGAAACCUACCUUGUUAAAUUAAAGAGAGGCAAAUGUUCUCAAGAAAAAUAUGUCAGACAUAUUGUGCAAAUGGCUCAACGAGGACCUUCGACUGUCAAAGGUUAUCGAACGAAAUAACUUCGCCAAAGAGUUCUCCAAUGGUUACCUCAUUGGAGAAGUUUUACAGAAAUAUCAAAUCAUUAAUGAUGUCAGCAUCUUUAUGAAAAAAGACACUUCCACAUCCAAAAUGAACAAUUUUACACGCCUCGAGCCAACCCUCCAGCGACUGGGCAUCUCUUUUGACCAGGCCGCGGCCCAAGGACUGAUGAAGGAGAAGCCUGGUGCUGCCACGCAUCUUCUUUAUCAACUCUACGUCUCACUAGAAAAGCAGAAAAUGAGGAAAUUCGAAAUCAUGCAACCUGAUGCCCUGCAUAAAAUGGGUCUCCAAAAAUACUCCGAUAAAAAUGAUGGGGAGUUGAAGUUACAGAAAAUCAAUCAAGACUUCGAGAAGAGACAACCUCACUUCGACAAGUUAGCCCAGAAGAAGAGUCAACUCAAAGAUCAGGAUGAGAAAAGAGGCACAAACAUGAAGAAGUUUUCUCGUCCAAAAUACAGUGAUGUCGUGUCAAGCCAAAAUCAGUCCGCUGAUGCACAGGUUCCAAAACCGCCUCCCUACUCUUCACUGGUCAACAUGAGGCGGCAGAAACAUCAGCAGCGCAAAGAUCAGCAAGCAGAGAUAGUCAAGGCCGAAAUUGCAGAGUUUGAGAUAAACAGAAAGAAGCUGACCACCUCAGGCUUGACUUCUGCAUCUGGUGGUCUAGAUGGUCCACUCGGAGGUAGGACUCAAGGCAGUGCCGGAGAAAAUGAACUGACGCUCCAGUCCAGCAGCACAUAUAUUCAGGAGAUCCGCCAGAGGUUGCAGGAGAAUGUUGCUGCUUCUGAGCAGAGAGAAAAGAGACGAAUCAGAUGUCUGGUCGAGCAGCUCAAAGCCCAUUUGGCUCAAGAGGAAAGAUGGCGAGAAGAGCAACUGAUAAGAUGUCUGACAGGCCAGACUCAGCAAGAGAAGCGCUUAGCCGUGCAGCUACUCCAAAUGCGCAAGCAGAAGGAUGCCUUCCGGCAGAACCGCCUGCUGAUAGAACAGCAGUUCCAGCAACAGCGAGAGAAGGAAUUCCGAGAAGCUCUCGAAAGGGAAGCGGCUUUGACCCGUCAAGCUCAGCUGGACCGUGCAGAAGAGAUCCAACAGGAGCUAGAAUUCUGUAAGAAGAUGGCCGCCGAGUUUGCUCGCAACAGGUCCAUGAAGCAUUUUGAGAACUGCAAGGAGAUUUUGGAGCAAAUUAUAGACUUGGCCACCAAAGUUGGAGAAUAUCGCCUGCUCACCGCAAAUUUGAUUCCAGCAAAGCUGAUGCGUGAAUGGAAAGAAUUGCUGUUAAACGGUCUCCCUCUUUACGAGCAGCAGCAGCGGCCCACAUCGCCCGACCCUGUAGAGCUCCAGAAACAGGAGCUACUCAACAGUCAGGAUUACGAGGAGUAUGUUAACAUGGUUGGAGAAUGGGCGUGGACAGAGGAGGCCGGCGAGGCCAGCUCACCAGUUGUGCCGAGUCUCAACACGAUUCUCAGACAUAUCUUCUUGAAAAUGAGGAGCUUGAUCCCGUUAACGAGCCCGUCAGCAAUUACUGGCUACAAGCUCAAGGCGUGUGUGCUGGGCAAGUUCUGCUCUGGCAAAACCACCUGUCUGAAGAGCAUUGCUCAAGAUCUCAAAAUAUGUGUCCUAUCAGUGGACAGUCUAGUACAGGAGGCACUGAAUGCUCACCAAAGUAGAGAGAGGGGCAGAGAAGAUAAUGAAGAAAAGGAGAACGAACUAGUUGCAAUUCUGAAUACCGAUCUACAAAAAGAGGAAAUCUCACGCUUAAAUUUGUCAAUCCGAGCAUUACUGGGAAGAGCUGCCGCAGAGAAGCUGAGCAAAGGCAACGUCAUUCCUGAUGAGCUCUUGGUGGACAUUGUAGUGGAAGCUGUCAGCCAGGUUCCGUUUGAGUCGGGCUGGAUCUUGGAUGGCUUUCCAGUCAACGUAGAUCAGGCCCAUCUACUCGAGACGGCCAUCGGCUCUCUCGACAAGGGCUACGAAAUAAUGGAACGAAAGAUAGACCUCGCCAUCGAUCCGAAUCCUUCGCUGCCCCUGCCCCUGCCGCCUGCGCUGGACUUGGCUGUACUGCUGGACAUUCCUGAUCAGUGUGUCGCCAAGCGCGCAGUCAGUUACACCGAUGGAGGCAAACAUACUCCGGGUGCAAAAGGCUCGCCACAGGUUAACAACCGAUUGUUUAUUGCACAGAUUCCACAUAGGAUCACGUCCUUUCAGGAUAACUGGAUCAAACUUGAGAAAUGGUUUGCGAACGCUGGGAGGAAAAGUAUUUUGAUGCGUGUGAAUGCAGAUGUACCAAAGGAGGAGCUUUGCACGAUCAUGAGUAGUAUCCUACAGAAGGCUAUAUUGCAAAGACAGCAAGAUCCUUGGCAAUAUUUUCAGGAGGUUGAGUUAGAGACCCCGGUACCUGCACUGUCUCCCCCUUCUGCUGCGAGUUCCGUCCAAACGACAGCCGUCACAAAGGAAGACGAAUCCCAAUUGAGCCUUACCGAGGACCGAUCCAAUUCAGCCCCCCCAGCAGAUCAAGCCAACAGGACAUCCACCGACUCUACGGCCGACGAGGACUUGCGAGAAGAACCCUCUCCCACUCCUGCCUCACCCUGCCCGGGUUCUUCCGGCUGGGUCUACGUAGAUGAGCCACUCUCCUCAAGCAAAGCCGAGUUUCUGUGCCAACAGUGGGAAGCAGUUUGUGAUUCUUAUGUGAGCAGUGUCAAGGCCGUGAUGCAAGAGCUCCGCUUCGAGCGCACUGCUAUUGACCAACGCUUGUAUGACAUCAGAGAGGAGUUCAAGCAAUUCCUGGAGCGACCUGACCUGAAGCAGGAAUUAGUAUCUCAGUGGCAGAAAGUUUACAACAGCAUACCUGACGACCUGAGGAAAAACGAGGAGACCAAAGCAGAAUUAAUUCACCGUCUGGAAAACCUGUGCGAGCAUUUGUGGGACAUUAUCGACACGCACAAGGAGGACGAUGAGACACAACGGGCUGUGCUCAUUUGCGAGAAAUGGUUGGAGGAACACACCAUGAUCCUGGUCAACCAUCAUUUAAGACUCAUACAGGUGGAAAUGAGCCGUUUUCAGAGCACACACAAUAUUUUGCGGGACUACUAUCUGAGUGCGGGUCAACAGGAACACCUGGACUCCAUCCCCCUCCUUGACAUCGAAGAUGUAGGACCUGCAACGGUACUUCGUGAGAUCUUGAUCGCCAAACAUGACGAUGCCCUCACAGUUUUAAGUAAACUGGUGGCAACAGAACCUCAGCUGGUGGAUCUGAAAGCACAAGACAUUGAGAAAAUCCAAGAGAAGGAAAGAUCCCAGGAGAAGGAAAAGGAAAAAGAGAAGGAAAAGGAGAAAGAGAAGGAGAAUGCGACCAAAAAGAAAGACAAAGAUAAAAAACAGAAAGGCAGUGAAUUUGAUUAGCAUGAUGGCUCAAAACAGGUUUUCUAAAUGAUUUGAUAACGCAUAUUGUGCAUACAUUUUGUA
Messenger RNA from Syngnathus typhle (broad-nosed pipefish), 3680 nucleotides. RefSeq names its product sperm flagellar protein 2-like. Gene Ontology annotation, cellular component: sperm midpiece; manchette. The record is from RefSeq and is a predicted model, not a curated record. The coding region runs from base 138 to 3617 and encodes 1159 amino acids. NCBI's taxonomy places the organism in Eukaryota, Metazoa, Chordata, Actinopteri, Syngnathiformes, Syngnathidae. Gene Ontology annotation, biological process: sperm axoneme assembly. Gene Ontology annotation, molecular function: protein binding. The transcript has 26 exons.